AUGUGGAACAAUUCAAAUAAAGUUGAGAAAUUAAUGAUCAAGUUAGAUGAUAUUGAUACUUUACCUGUAAUUUUAGAUAAUGGUGCUGAUGUUAAAUUUAUUCAUCAAAAGGUGGUUGAGGAAUUUAAAUUAGAUACAGUUGCAUGUGAUCCUUUCGCUGUUUGUAGUGUGGAAAAUUGUUGGAACUGCUAUAUUGAGCCACUAUUAGUAAAAAAAAUUAGUGAAUUUCCAACAGGAGUAGAUAUCAUAUUACCAGGUACAUUCAUAGACGUUGAUUAUUUUUUGCAAGAUAAAGGAGAAGUUGUUGAAGACAAAGAAGAAGCAAGUGCAUUAAUAUCUGAAAAACUUUUAAAAGUUGGUAAUAAAGAAAAAUUUAAAUUUGAUGAAGAAGCUAAUGCGAUCUUCCAGUUCAAGAAUAUUGAUUCAUUUUUCAAACAUGAGAUUUGGUUAAAGGAUAAAUCUAAAGCACCGAUGUUCGAUCCAUAUAAAGUUGCAAAUCAUCUAAAAACUGAAAUGGAUAAACAAAUGGAUGAAUUAUUAGAUGCUUGUUACAUUAGAUAUAGUCAAAGUGCAUUUUCAAGUCCUAGUUUCUUUGUUCCUAAACCAAACAAUAAAUUUGGAUUAGUUAUUGACUAUAGAUAG
Messenger RNA from Lodderomyces pseudojiufengensis, 642 nucleotides. RefSeq lists its product as uncharacterized. The record is from RefSeq and is a predicted model, not a curated record. The transcript is spliced from 4 exons. Bases 1 to 642 code for a protein of 213 amino acids. NCBI's taxonomy places the organism in Eukaryota, Fungi, Ascomycota, Pichiomycetes, Serinales, Debaryomycetaceae.